Ophidiomyces ophidiicola is the source of this 1878-nucleotide messenger RNA. It is a transcript of the gene NSP1, whose product is annotated as FG-nucleoporin nsp1. Lineage: Eukaryota; Fungi; Ascomycota; Eurotiomycetes; Onygenales; Onygenaceae. Gene Ontology annotation, biological process: protein import into nucleus; RNA export from nucleus. The transcript has 3 exons. The coding region runs from base 1 to 1878 and encodes 625 amino acids. Gene Ontology annotation, molecular function: structural constituent of nuclear pore; phospholipid binding. The record is from RefSeq and is a predicted model, not a curated record. Gene Ontology annotation, cellular component: nuclear pore central transport channel; nuclear pore.
AUGGCGAACCCAUUCAAAUUCGGAACGCCGACUACGACGAGCGGCGCUUCCGGCACCCCUACAACUUCGCUGUUUGGGCAAAACACUACAGGCUCGUCUGGAGGCGGUGGAAUAUUUGGCAAUGUUGGUUCAGCGCAGACAGCACCAGGCGGCUCCAAGCCCUUGUUUUCAACCGCUGCAUCUGGUCAACCUAGCUCUUUAUUCGGACAGGCCACCUCCACUACUCCGUCAUUUUCUCUGAAGCCCGCAGAUUCGUCGUCAACCCCGUCUCCGUUUGGCGCUGCACCAAACAAGGCUGCAGACCCUGCAACAUCAGGAGCGCCAAAAGCUGGAAGUCUCUUUGGAGAUUUUGGGAAGCCAAAAGUCACCUCAUCACCGUUCGGCAGUGCAACUCCAGCACCUACCGGCGGCGCUUUGUUCGGAAAUAUAUCAACAACUCCAGCAGGCCCACCUCCGGCAAGCUCUGCUGGCAAGGCACCAUCUCUUUUUAGCCAACCUUCACAGAGCACUACCGCACCCGCCAGCCUCUUUGGAGCUAAGCCUACCCCAACUACCACAGCGGCAUCAACGGCACCUGCGACUGCCCCAGGUUCUACAUUAUUCGGUGGAGCUGCUACAAAGGGGCCCAGCACGGCUAUGUUUGGCUCAGGCACACCUUUCGGUCAAGCUCCUGGAGAUAAGGAAGCUGUUAAUACCCAGGCACCCAAAGCGGAUCCGAAACCAAAUCUGUUCGGUGGUCCUGCAGCCACACCCUCUACUGCUCCACAAUCAGGAGGGUCUUUAUUUGGAACCCCUACUACUACUACAGUAGAAAAACCGGCACAGAAUCUUUUUGGAUCUACCCCCUCAGGAGCACUCACUACGACUCGCCCGGCCACUGCUGGUAACCUGUUUGGGCAGGCUGCUCCGAAAACAUCUAGUGCAAAUGAAACCAUCGCAGCGCCGGCAGCAACGACAGCGCCACAAGCCCCAACACCGUCUUUAUUUUCCGCCCCCAAACUUCCUGAUGCUACAUCAGCUGCACCCAAACCUGGAGCUCCUGCAGCAGCUGCUGCUGCGCCCGCCACAAGCAUACCGCUCACUACCACUGCCCCGAUUACUGCUGCCGCUGGAGCUACAGUUGCUCCGUCUACUGGCGUAGCCGCCACGGCUAGUACCACAGCACUAGGUGCUUCCACUGCGGGACCUGUCCCCUUGGCACAAUCCCGGUUAAAGAACAAAACCAUGGACGAGAUCAUCACCCGAUGGGCUACGGAUUUGACAAAAUACCAGAAAGAGUUUCAAGAGCAGGCUGAGCAAGUUGUAGAAUGGGACCGCAUGCUGGUAGAAAACUCGUCAAAAGUUCAAAAACUGUACGGAAAUACGGUGGAUGCGGAGAGAGCUACGCAAGAAGUCGAACGGCAGUUGGCCGCCGUUGAAGGGCAGCAAGAAGAACUUGGCUCUUGGCUCGAUAGGUAUGAACAAGAGGUUGAAACACUGCUGUCUAAACAAGUUGGAGUUGGAGAUUCGCUCCAAGGGCCAGAUCAAGAACGAGAGAGAACCUACAAACUUGCGGAGCGCUUGUCUGAACGGCUCAAUGAUAUGGGUCAAGACCUGAGUAGCAUGAUAGAAGAAGUCAACUCUGCAUCCGCAAAUCUGAGCAAAACCACAAAAUCAGACGAGCCGAUCUCCCAAAUUGUUCGCAUUCUCAAUUCCCACCUCUCGCAGUUACAGCUUAUCGACCAAGGAACCGCAGCAUUACGUGCAAAAAUUAGCUCGACGCAGCAAUCUGGCUCUUCACUGAGCGGACUUCAAAGUCAGUAUGGUGGAACGCCUGGCAGUGUAAGUGGAGGUGCCGCUGAAGACUUCUAUCGCGUGUAUAUGGGCCGACGGCGAUAA